This is a messenger RNA of Solea senegalensis (Senegalese sole), 2504 nucleotides long. Its product is annotated as rho GTPase-activating protein 22-like. The transcript is spliced from 8 exons. Lineage: Eukaryota; Metazoa; Chordata; Actinopteri; Pleuronectiformes; Soleidae. Gene Ontology annotation, cellular component: focal adhesion. The record is from RefSeq and is a predicted model, not a curated record. Gene Ontology annotation, molecular function: GTPase activator activity. The coding region runs from base 378 to 2354 and encodes 658 amino acids. Gene Ontology annotation, biological process: signal transduction; activation of GTPase activity.
GAGAGCGAGCCUUGUUUCACUCCUCCUCAGGGAUUUGCUUCCCCCCAGGGGGGCUAAAGGAACGGACCUGCUGCCCACACUGGCUGAAUGAGACACAGGAAGAGAGCAGUGAAUGAAUGGGCAGAGUGAACGGGUGAGGAGCAAGAAGUGGGACUCGUUUGACAGGUUUUGUGUCCGCUGGCAUUGAGCAUGCCUCACUGGCAGGUUCUGGCUGUCAGUGCUACCUGUGUACUGAUCUGCUCCCAAACGGACUGGAAGAAGCCUCUUCUUCAUGCAGCAACUUUAGACCACAGACAGUCCCAGAGACAGUCCCAGAGACAGUCCCAGAGACAGUCCCAGAGACAGUCCCUGCCUCAGCCUGCGCCGCUCACUCAGACAUGGGGCCGGUCUGCUGCAAGCCGGACAGACUGAAGAAACACCAUCUCCAAGGUGGCUCAGGAGAGAAGGACCGCGCGCCGAUCAGCCAUGAAUCUUUCCUGCUCAUGGCAAACUCCCAGACAGACAUGGACGACUGGGUCAAGGCCAUACGACGGGUCAUCUGGGCGCCGUUUGGAGGAGGGAUAUUCGGCCAGCGGCUGGAGGACACGGUGCAGUAUGAGAAGAAGUUUGGCCCCCGGCUGGCCCCCCUGCUGGUAGAGCAGUGCGUGGACUUCAUCAGGGACAGGGGUCUGGAUGAGGAGGGUCUGUUCCGGAUGCCGGGUCAGGCCAACCUGGUCAAAGAGCUGCAGGAGGCGUUCGACUGCGGAGACAAGCCUCUGUUUGACAGUAACACAGACGUCCACACGGUGGCAUCCUUGCUGAAGUUGUACCUGCGAGAGCUGCCUGAACCAGUCAUUCCCUUCUCCAAAUAUGAAGACUUUCUGACCUGUGCACAGCUGUUGGCCAAAGACGAGGAGGAGGGGGUCCAGGAGCUUGGGAAUCAAGUUAACACUCUACCUCUACCAAACUACAAUCUCCUCAAGUACAUAUGCAAAUUCCUCGAUGAGGUCCAGUCUCACUGUAUUGAGAACAAGAUGAGCGUCCAGAACCUUGCUACAGUAUUUGGACCAAAUAUUCUUCGACCCAAAAUGGAGGACCCGGUCACUAUCAUGGAAGGUACCUCUCUGGUCCAGCACCUGAUGACAAUCCUCAUUAGGGAACACAACCGUUUGUACUCAGGGAGGGACCAGGAAGGACCCACCAUACCGCAGACAGAACUUCCCGCCCAGGGGCAUCAGCUGCAACACCGUAGCCUCGGGGCCUGGAUCUCUGAGGAAGACCUUCAGAACUGCCCGGUCUCCAACCCUGACCAAGAGCUGCACAGCAGUGCUUCAUCUCUGGAUGCCAAACUGUGCGCAGCGGUCACACCCACCCAGACUCCAAGCCCAAACCCUGGUUCAAAACUGGGGUCCUCAUCAGGGAAAGGCGAGACUGUGGUGAGCCCGAGUAAACAAGCCAAGGCCUUGCCGUCCUGGAAGUACACCUUCAAAAGCUCCUCAGCACCGCGCUCUCAGCCUCAGGCUAAGCAAAGCAGCAGCGGUGGAUCUGUGGCAGAUACAACAAGCGUAUCUUCUGGUGGUGGAGGAGGUGGGAGUGGUGGUGGUGGCGGUAACUGGCUCAUGAAUGGCUUGUCCUCCUUGAGAGGACACCGACGCACGUCUUCAGGUGAGCGGUCCACUCGUGACCGUGAAUCCAGCGGCUCCUCACAGAGACUGUCCACCUAUGACAACGUCACCUCGUCCUCCAGCAUGGGGAGCGUACCCAGCGUCUCCAGCACGCCGUGGUCCACCUCCUCCUGCGAGAUCUCUGUUCCAGAGUCGGGAAGUGAACCGUCAGCAAACUGUGGAGUAGGGGAUGGGAGUGGGGAAAAGGGGGAAUGGAUAGUGGAGACCCAGAGGGACAGUGACAGAGGAAGGGAUGGAGGGAUGAUGACAGACCCGAGCUCGGAGCAGGACAGUUGCGAGGCCAUGGAGCUCUGCAGCAGCAGCGCCGCCUGCAGUGAGAACGGAAACAUGGCAACGGCAGCUGGGGUUCCGUCCAUUAUCAUGACUGAGGAUGGAGACGGCGUAAAUGUAACAAUAAACAGUCUGGUGGAAGGACUGAAGGACGAGUUGACCAAGCAGCAGACCGUCUACGAGGCCAGGAUUCAAAAGCUGGAAGAGUCCAGCGCCGCUCUGUGUGCACAGAUGGAGCGUUUGGAACAGGAGAUGGAGCAGGAACGGAAGAAGCAGCGCAUGCUGGAGAUCAAGCUACGGAACUCGGAGCGAGCGAGGGAGGACGCGGAGAACCGCAACCGUCUCCUGGAGAAGGAAAUGGAGGAUUUCUUCUCCACGCUGGGGGACCUGGCCCUGGGUGCGAGGACUAGCGACAUUUGAUACAUGGAGGUCACUCGUCAGUCUGUGGCCAAAGCUGAAGCUGUCAUCAGGGUUUAUAUUUUGGGGGCCGAGGUCUUUCAGCGUUCUCACUCAGUACAUCGGGGCGUUGCGUCGAGAGAAGAACAAAACGUAUGCUGAAGGUCGACGCCA